ACUCCAAAGCAGAACUAAUCUAAUUUAAUUUUUCGACAGAAACACUUCGGAGUCAAAUCCGUCGAAAUUUAGCACCAGGUAGCUAUAACAGAUAUUGUGUUGUAUCUAGUAUUAAAUUUUACUUUAAUGUUAAAAUCUAUUAAUGAAAUAUAAGUUAAUUAAAUUUACAAUUACAUAUUCUAGUCAUUUUUCUGACAAGCUACCUGGUCGCACGCGUGUUCCCAUCAACUAAAUGUUUUGCUUGUAUGUAAUGACUUGUACUUGGUUAAUAUUACAGUGAAGUCGAAUUUUGAAGAAUUCAUGUUACUAUUCGUGUAAGUGUUUCGUACAUUGACAUUAGGAAUGGCUUCUUUAAGAUUAUUGGCAGCUAGUGCAAGUGCUGUGGGGGCAGGUGUUCUUACUAAUUAUUACUUCACAAACGACAAUACAGUUCAUGCGGAGAAACUCUCGAAACCGGUAAAACGACCUCUUCCUUCAAGAGAAGAACAAUUGAAAGCUCUUAAAUCCGGAGAGCAAUAUGACGUUAUUAUAAUUGGAGGAGGUGCAACAGGUGCAGGAUGUGCUCUCGAUGCGUGCACUCGAGGUUUAAAAACAGCUCUGAUCGAAGCCGAUGACUUCGCAUCAGGAACUUCGUCUCGUAGUACGAAAUUAAUUCAUGGCGGAGUACGAUAUUUACAAAAAGCUAUUAUGCAAUUCGACAUAGAACAAUAUAAAAUGGUGAAGGAAGCUCUUCACGAAAGAGCACAAAUGCUCCAUAGUGCUCCUCAUCUUGCACAUCCUUUACCAAUCAUGUUACCAGUCUACACGUGGUGGCAGAUACCAUAUUAUUGGUUCGGUAUUAAAAUGUACGAUCUAGUAGCUGGCAGCAAAACUGUCAAAUCUUCGUAUUAUUUAAGUAAACAAAAUGCUCUGGAAUUAUUUCCAAUGUUGAAAGGAGAUAAACUCACUGGAGCGAUUGUAUAUUACGAUGGUCAACAAGACGAUGCCAGAAUGAAUCUCGCAGUAGCUCUUACAGCAUCACGACUCGGUGCUACAGUAGUUAAUCAUGUUAAUGUUCUAAAUCUCUAUAAGGGUUUAGAUCGAGAUGGAAAAAGAGUUCUCAAUGGUGUUCGAGUAAAAGAUGAAAUAACUGGCGAAGAAUUCGACGUUAAAGCAAAGGCAAUAAUUAAUGCAACUGGUCCCUUCACUGAUAGUAUUCGCAAAAUGGACGACGCAAGUAUACCUGAAAUUUGUUGUCCAUCUUCUGGCGUCCACAUUGUCCUACCUGGUUAUUACAGCCCGGACCAAAUGGGUUUGCUGGAUCCAGCAACUAGCGACGGAAGAGUAAUUUUCUUCCUACCCUGGCAAAAGCAGACAAUUGCAGGAACGACGGACCUCCCCUGUCAAAUAACUCAUAAUCCAAAACCAACAGAGGAUGAGAUUAUGUUUAUUCUUCAAGAGGUGAAAAACUACUUAAAUCCAGACGUGGAGGUACGUCGCGGUGACGUACUCUCUGCUUGGAGUGGAAUUCGGCCUCUUGUUUCUGAUCCAAACAAACCCAACACUCAGUCCCUGGCUCGAAAUCACAUUGUUCACGUGAGUCCAACAAAUCUUGUGACGAUCGCUGGUGGAAAAUGGACCACUUACAGAGCAAUGGCCCAAGAAACAAUUGACGCAGCAAUCAAAGCUUGCGACUUGGAACCAGUGAGACCGUGUCAAACAGACGGAAUGCUUUUGGAAGGAGCUCACGGAUGGACUCCAACGAUGUAUAUUCGAUUGGUACAAGAUUUCGGAUUAGAAUGUGAAGUUGCUGAGCACUUGGCUAAAAGUUAUGGAGACCGUGCCUUCGCAGUAGCAAAAAUGGCUUCAUUGACUGGCAAACGUUGGCCUAUUAUUGGCAAGAAAAUUCAUCCAGAGUUCCCUUACAUCGACGCCGAGAUUCGAUACGGAUGUCGAGAAUAUGCAAGAACUGCAAUUGACAUGAUUGCUCGUCGUUUGCGGCUCGCUUUUCUGAACGUGCAAGCAGCUCAGGAAGCUCUUCCUGGAAUUAUCGACAUUAUGGCCGAGGAAUUACACUGGUCGGCUGAUGAGAAAAAGAAGCAGCAAAAGGAAGCUAGCGAUUUUCUCGCUAACGAAAUGGGUCAAGUCGUCAAUCGUGCUUCUCGCGAUAAGAUUCCUAUUAAUCUCACCAAAGAUGAAAUUCAAUUAUACAUUAAGCGUUUCCAGAUCAUCGACAAGGAUCGCAAAGGAUAUGUUUCCAUCAACGAUAUUAGACGAGGUCUUAAGGCACUCGGUAUAAAGUUGAACGAAGCUGAAAUGCACAACCUACUCAGCGAAAUCGAUCUCUCAUACAAUGGCCAAAUGGAACUUCAAGAUUAUCUACAGCUCUUUGGAGACAAGGACGUACCGGGUGAGGAACUUCAUGAAAUCCUCCGCGAAAUCGACACAAAUAUGAACGGUCAAGUCGAGCUGGACGAAUAUCUUCAGAUGAUGUCUGCAAUCAAGUCGGGACACGUUGCAUAUUCGAGAUUUGCGAGAAUGGCAGAGAUGGAGGAGGCACAACACGAGAAAGAUGCUCUCAAGAAGAAGAUCAGCGUGGAGAGAUCUGGAGGUGGCCUUUAAAGAGUCACCACAAGAAACUAAUCGUUCGCACAUCCUUUUAGUAUCAUAAUAAACUCUCAGUAAAUAUGUAUUAUUCACUCACACUCUCUAUCACUUCUUUCUUCUGAAUUCUUUCUCAUUCACUGCACAUUAUUUAUUUUUAGAAUUCUAAGUCUAUGAAUUUUCAUCUCUUUGUCGAGCGGUUCUUAUAUAUUUACAAACAUAUAGCAAAAAAAACUAUACCAAAUGCGUCACUGAUGAAAAUACAAAUACUGUCAAAAAUUAAUUAUUUAAAUUUAAUAAUUAGUACUACGAUUGACUGUUUUGUUUAAAAUAAUUGUAUAUUAAAUUUAUAAUUUUCAAAAAUAGUUUAUUUGUAUUUGAAAUUGGUGCAUCAUAGAAUUUUAUUGAAAAUUACGCUUUACAAACCAAAAGCAAAAGUAUUAUAAGCUUUAAGAUUAAAUGAGAAAUAUUUUUUUGAUUACAUGCAUAAGACUGCAAAACAGUAAAACACUCGAUCAACAUUUUUAGAGAAUUGUGCAUUAUAAAGACAUAUUGUUAUUAUAUCGUUUAUUUUAGAGAAAGCUUUUCGAAAAUCUUUUACAAUUUAUUGAUAGGCAUGAAUAUUUAGGAAAAUUUACUCAAUAUUGUAAAGUUCAAUAUGUAUAUAAAUUUAUUAUUUUUUAAUAAUAACAAUAAGUUAUAUCCGUCAUAUUGUGAGAUCGCACGUGCCUGUAUAUUUUUUUCUGUAAUUUAUUUUGCCCGUUAAUCUAUUUUUGUCAUCACUUCAUACAUUCUCAUCUCAUACAUGAAUAUAUGAUCAAUAUUUAGCCCUAUUGCUAUAAUAAAAAUUCAUACUGUUCGAACGACAAUUUUUUGAUUCGCUGGACGACAAGCAAUAAUUACGAAAUAUACGAUAUAAAAACUCUCCUAA
Messenger RNA from Leptopilina heterotoma, 3514 nucleotides. RefSeq names its product glycerol-3-phosphate dehydrogenase, mitochondrial (gene Gpo1). Gene Ontology annotation, biological process: glycerol-3-phosphate metabolic process. The record is from RefSeq and is a predicted model, not a curated record. Gene Ontology annotation, molecular function: calcium ion binding; glycerol-3-phosphate dehydrogenase (quinone) activity. Gene Ontology annotation, cellular component: mitochondrion; glycerol-3-phosphate dehydrogenase (FAD) complex. The coding region runs from base 343 to 2601 and encodes 752 amino acids. NCBI's taxonomy places the organism in Eukaryota, Metazoa, Arthropoda, Insecta, Hymenoptera, Figitidae. The transcript is spliced from 13 exons.